AUGUCUUCUCUGACCAAUCCAAGCCUCGCCAAGUCCUUACGCCAAUACAUGCAGUCAACCUUCCGCAUUGGCCAUGGAACUGUCUCCCCUCGCAGUCUAUACGGCAUUCAAGUUCCUGAGUUGAAAGUUGCCUUGAAUGAAGCCUACCACUAUAAAAUCGGUGCAAACGAAUUUGACCCUGACGUCGUCUUUCCCGAGGUUCUCACCCUCAGCAACCAACUCUCUACCAUCCUACAACAACUCACACCCGCCCAAGAGACCAAGUUCGAAAACCAUAUCCUACAUUGCCUUGCUACACAUUUGGCGCUGUGUACGGCAAUCUUCCUCGGAAAGGCAGUGGAAGGACCAGAAGAGAUCGAAGAAACGAAGGAAGAGUUCCAGCUACCGUACCACAAACUGCUAGGAGACAUCUCCCCGGCCUUGCGCAGUUACCGUGAAAUUGCGCAACACGCCAGGGCUGCCUCCUACAUCAUCGUUCAACUCUGCAUACACGACCAAGGUCUCAGCGAAGAGAUCAUUCUCCAGGCUCAUAGAUUCUUGACGUACAAAGUUGACGCUGAAACCACUCCCUGGGAGGAAUACAGUGGUGUCUAUCGUACGGAUGAAGUCUCCGCCGGCCUACGUCCAUUCCCGCACCACAGCAUCGUGCCAUUCAAAAUGAAGGGAAUGGUCCGCGACCUCCAUUCUGAUGUUAAAGAAGCUAUUGCUAAAGGAACACUCGACCCUGUCAGCAUAGCCUCGAAAUACACCCACGUCUUCGUUAAUAUCCAUCCUUUCAUCGACGGAAAUGGAUGUAUGUGUCGUUUGAUCUUGAACUCUAUGCUCCUCAAGCUUGGCAGCUUUCUUGCGUGCAUCGGUGGGACAGAAGAGGAACGCAUUGUUUACAUGGAAAUCGCCAGUAACGGAGGUGCACUUGAAGAUCUGUAUGGAGAUCUUGAUGAAGAUGAGAAACCCGUAAUGUAUAAGGAGCUAGGGAGUCUUGUUCUGGAGUAUGUCAAAGAGAGUAUGCAAAAUCUGGUUACUACAGUGCUUUCGUGA
Messenger RNA from Penicillium roqueforti, 1038 nucleotides. RefSeq lists its product as uncharacterized. The record is from RefSeq and is a predicted model, not a curated record. The transcript has 2 exons. Bases 1 to 1038 code for a protein of 345 amino acids. NCBI's taxonomy places the organism in Eukaryota, Fungi, Ascomycota, Eurotiomycetes, Eurotiales, Aspergillaceae.